Diabrotica balteata is the source of this 2952-nucleotide messenger RNA. The record is from the annotation of a GenBank genome assembly. NCBI's taxonomy places the organism in Eukaryota, Metazoa, Arthropoda, Insecta, Coleoptera, Chrysomelidae.
AUGUUAUUAGUAGCGAAUAAAUUCCGUAAACGCAAAAUUAACGGCACAAGCGGAUUGUUGUGGAGAGAAAGUAAAGAUGACCAAGGACGGUCCUGCCCUGCAAAAGUCGAUGGAGAUUUAUUUUGGCCUGACACAGAAGAAUCAUCUUGCUCCACUUCUCAGCCCAUAUGCCUCAAUACAAAUUUAGAAAUAUCAAAAAGAUGUUGUGGGGAAAACUCUAUAUGGGAUGAAUCUCCGAAAUGUUAUUCACUCCAACAAGACAUAAUAAAUCCUUGUCCGGACGCAUUUGUUGGAGUAGACAACAUUUGUAUGUUUGCCAUAGUUACGACGUACCCUCCGAAUUGUCCAUUUGCGGAAACUUUGCCUUAUGACGAAUAUGCAGAAUAUAUUCAAACGGUUCAAUAUCCCAUUUGGUUACCGAUCAACAGAGAGGACGGAACAUAUGGAAAAGGUUUGUUCUACUGGAACGAGCAGUCCGAACUUUAUAAAACACCAAGCGGUUUUAACGUUUCUUACGAUGAACUGCUUUUAGAUAAUCAUUGUUUAAUUUUGAUUAAACCACAAUAUGUAAAAGCUGUGCCAUGUGACGAACUACAUACAGCUAUAUGUGCCUAUAGAACUUUACCAGAGAGAACAAAAUCAUUUUGCUCACAAACUUUGGGUCUGAAUUGUAAACAGAGUUCCUACUCUCCCAAAUCAGUAUGUUUCUGUAAACAAUAUCAAUCAAACGGAAAUAAAAUUGAGUUGCAGAUGCCAUACCAAAAUCUGCUUUACACAUCUCUAGAUGAAGUUUGUGACAUAGGAUUAGAAAGAAAAGACAAUCAAUAUUUUUGGACCUACUCAAAUGUAUCUAUUGAGUACACCAACUGGUCGCCUAAUACAGAAUUUGGUACAAAUUUUGCAUAUGGUGCCAUGUCUUCUGAUGGAUGGGUAUUGAGGGAAAACAAAUUUGAUAAUAAAUGUAGUCUUAUCGAGACAUUUCCUCCUAACCUCAACGAUUCGCUGGUUUUAAAUUAUAAUAAUAUAUCUUCUAUAUUUACUGUAUCGGUUACCAAUGCUGCUUACUGGAAGCAAAAAGAUAAUGUGGAGGAACCUUUGUUGUUUUGUUAUACCGAUGCAGCCGAAGAUUUAAUAGUGAAAAGAUUGGAUAUUACAAAAGGUAUUAAUAAUAAUAUUUUUACGUUUUUGGCAUCGGAUGGACCUGGACACUAUUGGUGUGAAGGAUUUUUAUAUCCAGAACUAGAAGUGAGAAAAUCUAACGUUUAUUUCUUACCACCAACUAAUCCUGAAUAUAUCGCAGUAUUCUUCCAUCAUUUUACAGCAGAUAACAAUCCACUUUCUACGGAAUAUCUGCAGUAUGUUCAAAACCUUCUCAAAACUGGAAUUCUAGAGAGUUUACCAUUAACUUCUCUGUACCCUCGGAUCAUGAAAAUAGUCGAUAUUUUUGCAACCAAUUCCACAGCCGUUUUAAAUUUUCAUUUAACAACGAAAACUGAUGUCGAUUUAUUCCAAACAUAUUCCGAUUUACUUAAUUUAGACGUAGAAAAUUUUUUUUUAACCAGCAUGUUAAUAUAUUCUACGUGUAUUGGAUCAGAGACACAAAAUGCAGAAGGCAAAAAGGUUUUAUGGCCAACAACACCGUUUGGAGAAACCGCUGUUAAACCCUUUAAUGAUUGGUGUGUCAAUAAGGAGGGAAUUGUUAUUACAAGGACUUGUGGAGGUAACUUUAUCGAUGGAGCUGUUUGGUCAGAAUUGGACAGAAAUUGUUUUAGUCCAGAAUCAGUGAGCCCUACGUUAAUUUUGGCAAAUUUACUUAAAAGUUGUGCGUUAAAGUAUCUAAAGCUGUUAGAAGAUUCCAGCUCAAGGAUUACAUCGCUCUCCGACUUCACUUCCUUAAUAAGUGGAAUUAUGCAAAUACCACCAACAAUUUUAAAGCAAUCUCAACAGACUUACAAGAGUACCGAUAGUAUUCUUCAUAGUGUUGGUAAAAUUUUAGAAAAAAUUGAUAAUGUUACCAGCGAAACAACUAAUUAUCUAUCAAUUGUUAUAUUUUCUAUUGAGGAUUUCUACAGCGACACUCUCAUAUGGACAAAAACUGAUAAUGAUGUCUACAGUAUUAAAUACGUCAAUUCAACUGAUAUGAAUAUUUUUGAACUAGAGCAAGAAGAAGACUUUGACUUGGGUCUUAGAUUUAACAAAGGUUUAAUAGAGAAUGCCACGAGAAGUAGUGAUUGUAAGAAAAUAAUAGUAAUUGCUUACUUCAAGCCCACGUUGUUUAACGAAGACGUUACAAGAAAUUACACUUCAACAGUAUUCACUACAAUAUUUCCAAAUUUAGACGAAACAAAUUCUGAUAUACAAGAUUUGGUGACAACCAUAUACAAGCACGAUAAUCCGUUAAGCGAAUAUAUUUGCUCGUACUGGACAGAAGGCUACUGGUAUCAUAAAAACGUAAUCGUAGAAAGUAACAAAACCUAUGUUUGUUCAUUUCAAAAAAUGGCUAAUGUUGCAAUGGUCUCCAAAGCUGAACUGAGCGAACUUCUGGUAGACUUUCUACAACUUGAGUGCGAUGAAGCAUUGGCGAAGACACUGAAAUUAUUGAAAGAACAUUUAAAUAGUUUUACUGCUGCAGAUGUUGAAAAACUCUAUUACCUCUUAAUAAAAUGUGAAGAUUUUACAGAUACGGAUAUAAUCAUGAACAUCAUUGAUAAAAUUUUACAAAUGCCCUUGAAAAUUAUUACACAUGCAAUGGAGAAUUAUUCGCUUAAUUUUCUUGAUUUAUUAGAAGCGAUUUUAGAAUGUCGACAAAAAUCAUACAUAUCUGAGUUCAAGCAUUUCGCGGUAGCCGCACAAUAUUUGAAGGAAGACAACCUCACCGGAUUUUAUAUAGAUUGCCAUCAGUUCAAGUGCCAAAUAGUUUUCACGCACGACUAUAACGAAAUCCAUCAAUAG